CCAACAUAAUUAACAAAUCCAAUUAUAGGCUUUACCCUCCUGCUGGAAAUCAUUUGUUAUUUAGAAAAAAAAACAGCACAUCCGCAUCUGAAACGGAGCCUUUUCAGUUCGGCGUUCAUCUGACAUUUUCUACAGGCAUUCUCUCACGAAUUCCUUAUUAAAAAAAACACACAUUUAUAAACCUGCCGUUAUACACAAUUAUAUACAAGCUAUAGGCUCAACAAAAUCUACAAUAUAGCUUCAAUAAUAUAUAGAGUUCAAUAUAGUGUGGCAACAGCUUGUGAUAUCUAUAGAUCAUGCAACAAUGUCUCUUCAGAUAACGUCUAUGGAGAAUAACAUAUCUAUAUAUUUCUAUAGAACCUAAUGAGUUUUCUAGGGAUUAGCAAAAUAAUAAUAAUAAUAAAAAACAUUACUGUGAAUUCAACUUUGCAAUACUUGGAAAUAGAUGAUACACGAUAUAAUAAAAUACGAAGUUAAGGGCCUGGACAGGUAUAUUAUAACACCACAAUUACAAUACGGUCGCGUGUUGCAGAAGCGCUACCCAGUUCAGCCUGUUGCCUGAGUUCUCUUAGUGGUGAUAUAAACGGCCUCAGUUCAAAUCUGACAAAAGAGGAUUAGGCACACCCACAGAUGUAACUAAACAGGGAAUAAUGUGCAGAAGCUGUGUUUUUCAGAUUGAAUCUAACUCUUUGGUGUUUUGUUUUCUGAGGAGUCCUGUGGGUAUUUUCCAUUGAUGGAACAUUUGAACCUGACUGAUUCUGUGCGUUUUUUACAAUCGCGACCAGUAGAUGAUUGGAGAAAGCCUACUGAGGUCUUCAUUGACUCCACCGUGGCUAACAUUAUUGAACUGGAAGGGAAGACACAAAGCCUUACAAGUCUGCUGUGGCUAGAGAUGACAUGGAAAAACAGCUUUAUAUCAUGGGAUCCUAAAGAGUUUUGUGGAAUGGAGUCAAUGACAAUACCAUUGGGCCUGUUGUGGUUACCAGACCUCUAUAUAUAUGAGAUCAUGGAUGAUGAUGUAAGCCCUGUGAUAAAUAUUUUACAAGUGAAGCAUGAUGGCUCAGUUAAACAGUCCAAGCCUGUAAGACUUGUUAGUGCCUGCAAGUUGGACAUUUUUGGAUUUCCUUUUGACACCCAAAAGUGUACAGUAACUUUUGGUCCUUAUGUGCAUACAGUGGAACAAAUGACUAUGCUUGCAGCAUCCAACUCUUCUGUUGUAACCCAGAUCUCAAGGGACAAUUUCUCUAAAAGAGGAGAGUGGGAACUUCUGCAUGUUGAUGUCCAGAACCUAAAUCUUUCUUUCAGUGGCAUUCUGUACAGCCAAGUCAAAUACACGAUAACAUUAAAAAGGAUACCGAUUGUGUAUGUGGUGAAUUUAAUAUGCCCAGCAGGAAUUCUGAUAAUCUUGGAUUUUGCUGGCAUGUUUAUUUCAGUAACUGGAGGGGAAAGGCUGGGGUUCAAGAUCACAGUUGUCCUUGGAUUCUUGGUUCUGCUUCUAAUAUUGAAUGAUCAGCUACCCAAUACAGAAGUGUCUCCCAUUCUAGGGGUGUUUUGCAUGCUUUGCUUUGCACUGAUGAUAGUAAGUAUAAUGGGUACAGUCGGAGUCUUGUACAUGGUGGAAAUGUCAUCCGUGAGCUCUGAGGUGCCGAGCUGGAUGAAAAAGUGGGUGCUGAAGCACAUGGCAAAAGCCCUUCUUGUGAAAACCAGUCACACAGCAGAUAAAGGAGCUGAUGAGAGCAUUAUCGGUUUCUCAAAUUCCAGCGUACGAAGCACAUCGAUUCGAAUGAAAAAAGCCAGCAAGAACCACAGUAAAGAAGCAAUACUGCUGAAGAAGGUGCUGCUUGAAAUCGUAAUGAUCAGACGUCACUUGGCCAACACUAGACUCAAGGAGGAAUCACAAAAUGACUGGCACAUGGUUGCUUAUGUCUUAGACAGGUUUAUCUGUAUAUUUUACUUUUUUAGCAUAGUAAUCAGUAUGGGAAUAUUAAUUACUGUUUGGCUAAUCCCACACACUUAGCAAAUUCUAUUUGUUCUGCUUCUGUGUAUUAAGGGCAUUAAUCCUAAACAGAGAAGCAAGCUAAAUUAGAAAUCAACAUGCUACUAAAGUCAUUUUUGUUGUCAGCAUUAAAUAAGAUAUGAAGGAAAGUACAGAGGAAAGCAAAAAACUUCAACGCCCUGCACAAGGAUGUUAGACAAUGGCUUAGUUCAAACCCCAUUAUAUGUGCUGACCUGAAGAAUUGUUUUUUCUUUUUUUUAUAAAACUUUAUUCAUUAGUUUUUUCUUUCUUUUUUGAUGAACAAACUUGUAGUACAAGCUAUGCAGGGUUACUAAAUAUUUCAUUUUAAACCAGGAGCGAAUUGUGUUUUUAGUAAUGAAGCUGUCUGUAUUGUAACUUUGAAAGGAGGUAUGAAGUAGGGGUUGUGGGGUCAGCUUGGGCAUUUCUGUAUUGGCCUCUAUAUUUGUUGAUUUUAGAUCCAGAGAUUACUGAGUGUUCAUUAGGACAGAUGAAUCAAGACCUAAAGUAUUUUUGGUCAUGCACAAUCUUGCAAUUAAAUAGUACUUAAGUGUAUGUAACAUUCAAAAACUAUUUUGAAAUCUAGUUUGCCUCAUUUUGAAAAGCACAUUGAUGCGGUACAUCAGGACCUUCAGGGGCAACUCAAAUAGGAUGGUUUUAAAUGAAUUACCAAUAGUAGAACAGUGUAAACACACAGUGAAGUCUCCUGAAAUCAAACAGACUUUGAUAACUAAACCAGUUAAGUUAAAACCAAACCAGUUAUGAGCCUUAGAAAUCACUCAGCUACUCAAUUUAGUGACAGGGUUUUUUGUUAAACAAACUUGCAGUUCAGGCUAUUUAGAUUAUAAAAUGAAUUAUUUCAAUAAAGCUUUCAUUUUAAACUAAGAGCCAAUUCUGUUAUUAAUUAUGACACUGUCAGUAUUACAACCUCUGGUAUUUGAAAAGAGGUCUGAAAAAAAGGGUUUUGAGAGGAGCUUGAGAAUUUUCUACAUUGGCCUUUGGAUUUGUUGAUUUUUACAUCCAGAGAUCAAUAUUUGUUGGAAACUCUUUCAAUUAAAUACUGUAUUAAGUACUGUGUGUAUUAUUUUAGUUUGCCCCCCCCCUUUUGAAAACCACAAUGCUGCAGUAUGUUGGGAGCUACAGAUGCCAUUGGGAUAGGAGAGAGUCGACUCUAUGGGGUAGUCAGCCAUAUUACCAAUAGCACAACAUAAGCGUGCACACACAAUGCAGUACAAACACGCGAAAGCAGCCAAACAUGGAAAACUAAACCACAGAGGUUAAUGGACAACUCAGCUCCUCGAUACAAUGACGGCGAAUAUUUUGUAACAAAUAGCCAUCGGCAUUAAUGCACAAAACAACUUCCUCAGCUGUUGUUGUCUUCAUUGGAGUGCUCUGAGUUUAAUUAAAACAUUUUUGAAGGCUGCUGGUUCCAGCUUGUAAUAGUGUUUGAAAAACAAAACAUGCGUUUAAGGGAGUCAUACCUCGGGUUCAAUAAAAGUAAUGUCGCAUUGCAUGAGUACAUCCGUCAGUACAACUAAAAACAGCAUGCAAUGCUGCAUUGAUCUAAUUAACAAAUAAGAAAACUACCCCAGAAGAGCAUAACACAGUUUCGCUGUAAUACUGGAUAUUAAAACACAGCCCUGCUACCCUGAAUUUAAUCCAAAUGAAAGUUGAUUCAAUUUUUUUUUCUUGGUAAAGAAUCCUAUGGGGAGUCAAGUAUAAAAAAAGCACAUAUAUUGUACCAGGUGUGCUUUUUUUCCCCCCCUAGAUUUAAUUUAAAUCACGUAAUUUUAACGAAAUAAACGUCUUUCCCACCGCCAGAUUUAACAUAAAUAUUAACAAACA
Polyodon spathula (Mississippi paddlefish) is the source of this 3859-nucleotide messenger RNA. RefSeq names its product 5-hydroxytryptamine receptor 3A-like. Lineage: Eukaryota; Metazoa; Chordata; Actinopteri; Acipenseriformes; Polyodontidae. Gene Ontology annotation, biological process: monoatomic ion transmembrane transport; signal transduction; nervous system process. Bases 734 to 2017 code for a protein of 427 amino acids. Gene Ontology annotation, molecular function: neurotransmitter receptor activity; extracellular ligand-gated monoatomic ion channel activity; transmembrane signaling receptor activity. Gene Ontology annotation, cellular component: neuron projection; synapse; membrane. The transcript is spliced from 10 exons. The record is from RefSeq and is a predicted model, not a curated record.